AUGCUCAAGAUGCACCGUGGUAAAGUCCACGAGGUGAAGAACCGAGGCCUCGUGCCAAUAGCCACGAACCAGGGACACUGGGGUGACCUUUGUCACAGCCCAGCGCCACUGUCUCCCUCCUCUCCUCCUGCAGGGCUGACUCAGGGGGGCGGGACAGAAGCUGUGAGAGUGACUGCCCCACCCAGCCCCAGUGUCACUCUGGUCAAGGGAGCUCCCAACCCAGUGAGGAACCUGACAGUGGAGGCUCGGACCAACAGCUCCAUCUCCCUGAGCUGGGAGGUCCUCGAGGGCUCCGACACGCAGAACUACACCUACUGGGUCCAGUGCACUGGAGAUGGUGGCAAAAAUGAGACCCAAAACACAACAGACACCAGGAUCACAGUGGAGGGACUUGAACCUGGGUCUUCGUAUGCAUUUUCUGUAUGGGUGGAAAUGGAUGGAGUCACUAGCUCCGCGGAGCAUCUCAAUACCUCCACGGCUCCCAACGCAGUCAGAAACCUGAUAGUGGAGGCUCAGACCAACAGCUCUAUCUCCCUGAGCUGGGAGGUCCCCGAGGGCCCAGACAUGCAGAACUACACCUACUGGGUCCAGUGCACUGGAGAUGGUGGCAAAAAUGAGACCCAAAACACAACAAGUACCAGUGACACAGUGGGUGGACUUACACCGGCGUCCUUGUAUGAAUUUUCUGUGUGGGCGGAGAAGGAUGAAGUACCUGGCUCCAGGCUGACCUUCGUGGCGGCCACAGCUCCCAACUCAGUGAGGAACCUGACAGAGGAGGCUCAGACCAAUAGCUCCAUCUCCCUGAGCUGGGAGGUCCCCGAGGGCCCCGACACGCAGAACUACACGUACCGGGUCCAGUGCACUGGAGAAGGUGGCAGAAAUGAGACCCGAAACAUAACAGACACCAGGGUCACAGUGGACGGACUUGAACCCGGAUCCUCAUAUGAAUUCUGGGUGUGGGUGGAGAAGAAUGGAGUGCUUGACUCCGGGCAGAGUCUUAGCAUCUCCACAGUCCCCAACACAGUGACAAGUCUCAGUGUGCAAAACCAGACCAACAGCUCCAUCACCUUGAACUGGACACCUCCCGAGGGCCCAGGUGAUUUUGUCUACACCUACUGGGUCUCAUGGGUCCUCGAGGAGGACGUGACUGACUCUAGGACCCAAAACACCUCAGACACUGGAAUCACCCUAAAGGAACUGAACCCUGGGAGCCUGUACAACCUCACCAUCUGGGCAGAGAGGAAUGAAGUCAGAGGCUAUACCAGGACCCUUACUGUAGCAACCGCUCCCAAUGAGGUCACAGAUCUGCAGAAAAGAACUCAGACCAACAACUCAGUCACCCUGUGGUGGAAGGCCCCCACAGACCGCCACUUUGGGCUUUACAUAUACUGGGUCCAGUGGGCCAGCGAGGGACACACCCAGAGGGAGCAAAGCCCCCAAGGAGAUUGGGCCAACCAGACCUCCAGCACCAAUGAGACUUGGUACGAGGUGGAGGACCUUGAACCUGGGACUCUGUACAACUUCAGCGUGUGGGCAGUGAGGAAUGAUGUAGCCAGUUCCAUACAAAGCCUCCAGGCAUCCACAGCCCCAGACUCGGUCACCAUCACAUCCUGCGCCAGCACCUCCGGGGGCUAUGGGGUCAUCCUGACCUGGUCCUGCCCCUCGGGGGGCUACGAGGCCUUCGAGUUGGCAGUGGGCAAGCAGCAGGUCUCCCAGGACAGGUCUGCAUGUGGACAGGGCGUGCCUGUGUCGGGUCUCGGGCCGGCUCGGUCCUACACAGCCACCAUCACCACCGUGUGGGACGGAAUGAGGGCCCAGUCUGCCCCGGUGACCUGCCACACGGAGAGUGCAGGGGUCAUUGCUGGAGCCAUCGUGGGCGUCCUCCUGUUUCUCAUCCUGGUGGGCCUGCUAGUGUUCUUCCUGAAGAGGAGGAAUAGGAGGAGCCAAGAGAAAGCACCCCCCGAGGAUCUGGUACUCAGCUUCCCAGGGGACAUCCUGGCCAAGGAUUUCGCUGACUACGUCAGGAGGAAUGAGAAGGACGGCAACUGGGGCUUUGCAGAGGAGUACCAGCAAUUGGCCCUGGAGGACCACGGCCACUCUCAGAUGGUGGCCUCAGCUCCAGAGAACCAUGCCAAGAACCGCUACAGAAACGUGCUGCCAUAUGACUGGUCCCGGGUGUCCCUGAAGCCCUUCCGUGGGGAACCAGGCUCUGACUACAUCAACGCCAGCUUCAUGCCUGGUCUCCACAGCCCGCUGGAGUUCAUUGCAGCCCAGGGCCCCCUGCCGCACACUGUGGGCGACUUCUGGCGCCUGGUGUGGGAACAGCAGAGCCAUACCCUGGUCAUGCUGACCAACUGCAUGGAGUCUGGCCGGGUGAAGUGUGAGCAUUAUUGGCCCCUGGACGAUCAGCCCUGCACCUAUGGGCACCUGCAGGUGACCCUGGUGGGUGAGGAGGUGACAGAGACCUGGGCGGUGCGGGAUCUACAGGUCUUGCAGCUGGAGGAGCAGAAGACCCUAUCUGUGCGUCAGUUCCACUACCUGGCCUGGCCGGAUCACGGUGUCCCCCACUCCCCAGACCCCUUGCUGGCCUUCUGGAAGGUGCUCCGGUGGUGGCUGGACCAGGCGGUGGAGGGAGGCCCGCCUAUUGUGCAUUGCAGUGCUGGCGUGGGCCGCACUGGCACCCUCAUUGCCCUGGAUGUCCUGCUUCGGCAGCUGGAGUGUGAUGGCCUCGUAGGGCCCUUCAGCUUUGUGAAGAAGAUGAGAGAAAGUCGGCCGUUGAUGGUGCAGACGGAGGCCCAGUACAUAUUCCUGCACCAGUGCAUCCUGCGGUUCCUCCAACAGUCAGACUCAGCCCCAGAGGAGGUGAUGUAUGAGAACACGGCAAACCUCAUCUACGAGAACAUGGCCGCCACCCAGGUCCAGGAGGUGGAGGCAUAAGCUAUGAGAGGGCUGAGCAGGCAGCCCAGCUGCACUCAAGCUCUGGGUCCCCACUGGAGCCCAGAUUCCUGGAGGAGUGGAGGACUGGGGUCCCAGACUCCUGGGCCCUAUGGGAGGAGGGGGCUGGGAGCCUGAACUGUGGUUUCUCCAGGGGAGAGGGGUCUGCUUCCACUCAUGAAUCCUGUGGGAGCUGGGGGCCUGGACACCUGGCUGCUUGUAGGAGAAGGUGGUAGCUUGGAUUUUCCUGUUCUUUGAGAAGGGAGGGAGAAGGAAGCUGGGGGAGAGGGAUGCAGCAAGAACCCAGGCUGGAAUCUGGAUUCUGAGGGAGGAAGAAGUUGGGGUCUGGAAUUCUGGCUACCCAAAGAGCAAAAGCAGGCAGGAUCCUGCCCCGCUUUUACAUCAGAAAACAAAUCAAGCUGACGCCAUGGCACUCUAGCCUGGGCAAUACAGUGAGAUUCUGU
This is a messenger RNA of Lemur catta (Ring-tailed lemur), 3398 nucleotides long. It is a transcript of the gene PTPRH, whose product is annotated as protein tyrosine phosphatase receptor type H. Lineage: Eukaryota; Metazoa; Chordata; Mammalia; Primates; Lemuridae. Bases 1 to 2937 code for a protein of 978 amino acids. The transcript has 18 exons. The record is from RefSeq and is a predicted model, not a curated record. Gene Ontology annotation, molecular function: protein tyrosine phosphatase activity; protein binding. Gene Ontology annotation, biological process: protein dephosphorylation.